Chroicocephalus ridibundus (black-headed gull) is the source of this 3745-nucleotide messenger RNA. It is a transcript of the gene HACL1, whose product is annotated as 2-hydroxyacyl-CoA lyase 1. The record is from RefSeq and is a predicted model, not a curated record. Gene Ontology annotation, biological process: fatty acid alpha-oxidation. The transcript has 17 exons. NCBI's taxonomy places the organism in Eukaryota, Metazoa, Chordata, Aves, Charadriiformes, Laridae. Bases 99 to 1823 code for a protein of 574 amino acids. Gene Ontology annotation, cellular component: peroxisome. Gene Ontology annotation, molecular function: magnesium ion binding; thiamine pyrophosphate binding; catalytic activity.
UGGCCGGGCGGCGUGCCAUUCAGCCGCACCCGACCUUCGGCCGGGGGUCCUCUUCGCUCCGCUUCCCCGGUGGGCGGCUGGGGCCGGGCGGAGCGGGGAUGGUCUCCGGGAGCGGUGCGGAGGCUGUCAGCGGGGCCCAGCUCAUCGCUGAGUCCCUCAAGGCUCAAAAUAUUGAAUACAUGUUUGGCAUUGUUGGUAUUCCAGUCAUGGAAAUUGCAAUUGCAGCUCAAGCAGUUGGAAUCAAAUAUGUAGGAAUGAGAAAUGAACAAGCCGCCUGUUAUGCUGCAUCUGCUGUUGGAUAUUUGACUGGCAGACCUGGAGUAUGUCUUGUAGUGUCCGGUCCAGGAUUUUUACAUGCACUUGGUGGGAUGGCAAAUGCAACCAUAAACUGCUGGCCUUUGAUUGUUAUUGGAGGCUCUUCUGACAGAAAUCAGGAAACCAUGGGAGCAUUCCAAGAAUUCCCACAGGUUGAAGCUGGUAGGCUGUACAACAAACUGUCUGUCCGCCCAAGCAGCCUAGAAGUUAUUCCUGCUGUUAUUGAAAAGGCUGUAAGAACCAGCAUAUAUGGUCGUCCAGGUUCCUGCUAUAUUGACAUACCUGGGGAUUUUGUGAAUCUUCAGGUGAAUAAGAGCUCUGUCAAGUACGUGGAAUGCUGCCUGCCACCUCCCAUUAGCACGGCUGAACACUCUGCUGUAUCUGAAGCAGUGUCUGUCAUCGCUCGUUCCAAGCAGCCUCUGCUAAUCGUUGGCAAAGGUGCUGCUUAUUCACAUGCUGAGAACAACAUCAGAAAGUUGGUGGACCUUUGUGGACUGCCUUUUUUGCCUACACCAAUGGCAAAAGGAGUAGUUCCUGAUAACCAUCCAAAUUGUGUAGCUGCAGCAAGAUCAACGGCAUUACAGCAUGCUGACGUAAUCAUCUUGCUUGGUGCAAGGUUGAAUUGGAUUUUGCAUUUUGGUCUUCCACCAAGGUUUCGGCAAGAUGUAAAGGUUAUUCAGAUCGAUAUUUGUGCAGAAGAGCUGGGGAAUAAUGUGAGGCCAACUGCGAUUUUAUUAGGUGACAUAAGCGCCGUGACUAAGCAGCUCUUAGAAGAAUUCAGCAAAAGACCGUGGAAAUAUCCUUCUAAUUCAGAGUGGUGGAAGAGACUAAGAGAGAAAAUAAGGAACAACGAGAAAAGAUCAAAGGGAUUAGCGUUACAGAAAUCCCUGCCUAUGAAUUAUUACACAGUCUUUCAUCACAUCAGAGAACUGAUACCCAAGGACUGCAUCUUAGUAAGUGAGGGAGCAAACACCAUGGACAUUGGACGAACUAUGCUUCCAAAUUAUUAUCCCCGUCAAAGGCUUGAUGCAGGUACUUUUGGCACAAUGGGAGUCGGACUGGGUUUUGCUAUAGCAGCUGCAAUGGUAGCUAAAGACCGAACGCCCGAAAAGCGAGUCAUCUGCAUAGAGGGAGAUAGCGCUUUCGGAUUUUCUGGGAUGGAGGUGGAGACUAUUUGCAGAUACAAUUUGCCAAUCCUGAUUAUCGUGGUAAACAACAAUGGGAUUUACACAGGUUUGGAUUCAGAUGCCUGGACGGAGAUGUUAAAGUUUGGAGAUCCUACUACAUGCGUACCUCCUGUUUCUCUCCUGCCAAAUUCACACUAUGAGGAAAUUAUGUCUGCCUUUGGAGGUAAAGGAUACUUUGUUAAAACUCCAGAAGAACUGCAAGGUGCUCUGAAAACAAGCUUGACUGACAAGGAAACACCUUGUCUCAUAAAUGUAAUGAUUGAUCCACAGUCGGAGAGAAAGAAACAGGAAUUUCCCUGGCUGACUCGUUCUAACCUGUAGUAGAAGAUGAAGAUAAUGGCAGUGUGUUAAGCAAAACUAAAUUGGCUUCCAGGAGUGCAACUGGUACAACUCUCUUCUAUGUAAGCAUUGGAAUAAAGUGGGAUUUUAGAACUGCUAUUAGAGGAAUCUUUAAAUGCUGAAACCAAGUAAUUGUUAAAUGAACAAGACACAUAUGAAUGUGUAUCAGGCCUUCUAACAGAUCGUACAGAAACACUGAUGACAAAAUUACGUACUACUUCUUUUACUUAGAGUCAUAUCUGUCAAGAUUUAUGAAUUAAAAUCUUGGAUGUUCUGGAUGAAGGGAGUAAGCUUUGAGGAUUUUAUGCUGACAGAAACGUAGAAGUCUUUGGCAGUCUUCAGUUACAGUAACUUCAUUUUUAACCGACCACCAGAAUGCUACUUGUUAGAGACUUUGUCCUAUAAGGACCGAAACAAAGCAUCUUGUUGUGGAAAAGUGCUGAUGGGCCUCACUGUGCGUUGAAGCCUAUUGGGUUGAUAGUCACUUCAUAAUUUUACAGGUUGCUUUUUCAGCUUCUACUGCAGGUAAAAGUAGUGUGUUAAAAAUGCAGGCUUACUCAAGGUCUGAGUUUCUGUCUACUGCAUUUGGUUUUGUUAACUGCCACUUACAGUGCUUGCAGGAAAAAAAAUUGUAGAUUUUUAUUUGAAGCUUUGCUCUUUGCAAAGGCAAUACCAUACCCUUAGGCUGAAGAGAGGACUGGAUUUACUAGUGAGAUUUCCAGGAUUAAUAAAUCAUAAAUCUUCCUAAUCAGAAACAUUUUUUAAAAAUCAGCACAAACAACAACAAAAGAACAAAAAAAAAAGACCAAAACCAAAAAACCGCUCACUGAAACAAACAAAAAAGAGCUGGAGCUUAAUGUUCAGUUUGGCUGGCAUCUCGAAGCAACCACCAGCAUUCAUGUGGCUGGCUAAUUGUGCAACAAAGGUUCUUCAUAUAAUGUAUUUACUGGAUAGAAACUCAGUGCCCAACUUGCAUUGACUAUGAUGCAGAGCGAACAUUUACAGCGGGUAAUUGGCCUGUCUGAGGUUCUGUCUACUGGUUUUUCAUCUGUUGCUGCAUCUGACGAUCUGACUUAAAGCUCAGACUUUGAAAGUGAAGCAGUUCUUUAUGCUCCUGUCAUGGCCUACAGCAAAUACUAUGCAGUACUCUUUACAUCUCUUCUUAUACACACUGGGAAGUUCUUUAUUGUUCCAUAUGUAAAAGGGAAAAUCCUGGCUCUGAUUUGGGUUUUGAUUGCUUUAUUGUCUGUUUUUCCACUGACAUUAAGUUAGUUAACUAGUGAAAGGCACUUGCAUGACCCAAAGAGGAGGAGGACUGGGCUGGCAGGGAAUCCUGGCCUUCAGUUAGGUUUGUUGCAAAAACCUUGGCUUAUUAGUUCUUGCACUUUAGUCCGCAUCUGGUACGAGGCCACGGCUUACUGUUAGGCAGAGGGAUGUCUCUGCACAAUCCUGCAGAAAGAUAGUAUCUGACGUGAGCAAGAGUACUGCAGUCUGACUAGAGGUACCACUACUUGCUAUGUGUGUGGGAGUAGCCACCUGGCACUAUGAAUGCUUGAGUGAAGAAAGGUAGUAUCCUUCGGAGGGCUAAGAAGUGCAAAAAGAUAAAAUCCAUGGAAUGGGUACAACUCGUGAAUGAGUCUACGGCUGCUGAGAAGACAACUUGGUAUGUUCUCUGGGGUACAACAUUGGCUCUUGUAACUGAUACUGUUUCAUUCUUCUUUUUAAGUCUCAAAAAUUGAUUUUAAUAUGUUGCAGUGAUUAAACACAAUCCAUUACGAUGAUGUAAAAUAUCUGUAAGAGUUAAUGCUGGGACUGACCACAGGGGAGACUGUUUGCAUUAGAUAAGCAAAUGCAGAAAUUCUUGGUUUAUAUUCAAAAAAGUAAUAAAAAGUGAUUUUUUUUCA